Anneissia japonica is the source of this 2114-nucleotide messenger RNA. RefSeq lists its product as uncharacterized. The transcript is spliced from 4 exons. The coding region runs from base 545 to 1336 and encodes 263 amino acids. NCBI's taxonomy places the organism in Eukaryota, Metazoa, Echinodermata, Crinoidea, Comatulida, Comatulidae. The record is from RefSeq and is a predicted model, not a curated record.
GCAUGGUGAUGGAAGCAGUUUGGCGCAGCAGAAAAAAAAAAGGUUUGUAUAUAUUUCGCUUGUUUUCUUGUGCAAGGCACUGUUUCCCUCCACACAGCAAGAGACGUGAGAGGCGAGACCUUAUUCAAACCUACAGAAUAAUGACACAUAUUGAUCGGAUAGACCCUGAUUUGUUUUUUCGAAAGGCUGCUUAUCAUGGUACUAGAGGACAUAAAAUGAAAAUUGACAAGUCAAUAUCCCGGCUAGACGUAAGGAAAUAUUUUAAACAGUCAAAGAGUAGUCGAUAGAUGGAACAAACUACCGAAGAGUGCCACGGAAUUACCAAUACUCCUUUGCUUUAAACAGAAUUUUGUUAAACUGGGUUAUUAACGGGCAUAAUAAUGCCUCCCUUAACCCCGCCACAUUUCUUACUCUUAUGUACUUCUAUGAAGAAGAUGAUGAAGUGUGGUAUCAAGAUACGGAAAAUAAUAAUUUUGAAAACCUUGUCUACCCAUUGGUAAUUUACCGCAACCGAGCUUAAUACUGUAUAAUCUAAAGCAGUAAGAUGAAACACAUUAGGCGUUGUAUUCUUAUUCUGCUGGUGUGUUUUAACUUCGCAACUUACGCAAAAAUAGUAGCAGCGGCAGCCGCAGCGGAAGCGACAGCGGUAGCAGCAGCAGCAGCAGCGGAGGCAGAAGAAAUAUCAUUGGAAGAUGCAGAAGAGUUAAUAGCGGAGAUAACAGAAGAUGCAGACGUAGGGAACGAACAAAUUGAGGAGGAAUUCGUAAUGCCAUCAAAUCAGACAAAAUGCAGUGCCGAAGCAAUCACACCAUUGAAUACGGAACAGAGAAGAACUUUGGAUAAACAUAAAGAGAAUAUUAAAGUUAUAGAGAAUAAUCACGAGGUGUUGAGAUGGAUGGAUGUUAAGAAGCCAGUGGUAAGGCUAACGAGGCAACAGAGAGAGGAAGUGAUGGUCUACUUGACGAGUGCGUUCCUGAAAGCCGAAUCGCUACCUGAUAUUGAGAGCGGGCUAAAUAUAUCGAAUAGCGAGCUUCGAGAAAAACGACGCUUCGGCCGCCAGUGGGCGAGAAUAUGCGAGCCUGUUUACAGCUGGGAUAACGUGUACUUAACUGUCGAUUCAAACGGAACUCUCGUUCAAAUUAUUCAGCUGGAGGAGGAGAAAAUGUACCAAUGGUUCAUGGCGGAGACGUGCCAAACAGUGGUCAGCAGUAUAGUGAUUGCCGCUUGCGUAGAGGUGGAGCGACUUCAUCUUGCUUACGUCAUCAACCUUACAACAGGAGAUAUAGAACAAACCUACGUAGCUGUUCACUGCUGUGUUGGAAUGUCGAUCAUAUAACGAACACAAUCAGGUUUUACCGAGAAUUGUUAAAGCAAAAUAUUAAAUUUCUUUAUACUGUUUCACCAAUAAGGAAAACUAUUAAUAGUGUCAUUACAAAUUUGUUUUCUUAACGAUUAUGGUAGCCACAUAACGCACGGAACACAAUUUGUGUAAGCUAACACGACAGAAUCCAGGAUAAAUGGCUCAUGGUUUGAAACUCGUGGAAGGUUCAUUGUACAACUUCCUAUAGAAAUGUGUUUCAUUCACAAUAGAAUCAUAAAGUAGUCUUUAAUAAUGACGACUAAUGGUGUUUAUGAUUCCUGUACUGUAUUAUGUGUGGAUUGAAUGAUUUGAUUAUUGAUAUUAAUGAAUUAAUGACAGAAUCAUUAAUAAAUUGUUGUCUUCAUAAUUAUAAUUCAUUAUAUAAUUAUGUGAAUCUGAAAUAUUUGAAAUAUUGAUUGAAACAUUAUCUAAUAUGUAAUACGUUACUGAAUUUAUGCGGACGAAUUAUUAGUAAAUAGUUUUCAUGAAUUCUUGGAUUUAAGUUAUUGAUUUCAAUCAUUAAAUUAUUAGAGCAACUUGUACUAGGAAAUUACCAGCUCGGUUUAGAUUGAUUAAUUUAAUAAGCAAUUAGUAUAGUUGUAUCCCAUACAGUACGCAAUUAGUAUAGUUUUAUCCCAUACAGUACAUUAGAUGGUGCUAUUUGCAUGAAUGAUUGAAUUCUUCAGUCUUGUGGCUUUAUGUAUUUUUCACAGCAAUUGAGUUUUCUAUUAAAAUAAGACAUACCCAAAAGCAA